Molecule: messenger RNA, 546 nt
Organism: Talaromyces marneffei
Lineage: Eukaryota; Fungi; Ascomycota; Eurotiomycetes; Eurotiales; Trichocomaceae
Exons: 3
Coding region: 1-546 (181 amino acids)
Source: RefSeq, a predicted model, not a curated record
AUGAAGUUCACUACUGGCGUCAUCUCUGGCCUCGCCUUGUGCGUUGUCAAUGUUGCUGCACAGAACUUUGGUGCUCUUCCCCCCUGUGCUCAAGCCUGCGCUACCAACUCUAUUCCUCCUUCCUGCGGUCUAGACGUUCGUUGUAUCUGCAGCGCUACUUCCUUUAUUACCGGUGUCUCCUGCUGCGUUGCUACUAGCUGUAACGCCGCCGACCAGCAAGCAACCCUCCAAUUCGCCGUGCAACUCUGUGCCGGUGCGGGCGUUACCUCCCUCCCCAGCGCAGCCGCUUGUCCCUCGACAACUGGCGCCGCUCCCUCCGGUGCCGCCUCAACAGCAGCAUCCACCGCCGUGCCUUCAGCAAAGACAUCUGCUUCCGCGGUUAGCUCUGCUGCGACGUCCGCCAUGACCAGCGCUACUGGUACCGCCUCCUCGUCUGCCGCGUCGACAAGCCACACGGGUGCUGCUAACCCCAUGGCCAAGAGCAAUGGUGUUGCUGCUGCGGGUGUCGGUGCUGCGGCCAUUUUGGCUGCUAUGUGUCUUGUUUAG